Suillus paluster is the source of this 3822-nucleotide messenger RNA. RefSeq lists its product as uncharacterized. The record is from RefSeq and is a predicted model, not a curated record. Lineage: Eukaryota; Fungi; Basidiomycota; Agaricomycetes; Boletales; Suillaceae. The transcript is spliced from 13 exons. Gene Ontology annotation, molecular function: protein binding. The annotation marks the transcript as partial.
GAUCGUCUGUCUGUCAUCAUCUCCAUCGCUUUAGUGUUUAUUGCCUGACUUUCUGACGUCUCAUAUCAGCUAAACGCAACUAGGUAUGUAUCAUGGAAUCUCAACAUCAUCAGUCUGCUCUCUUCCAUUUGAAUCCUGCACAGUUGUCAGAAAGCCUCUCGAUGUUUAAUAUGGCGAUAAAGGAAGGUGGCCAGGAUCCGAAACAUGGGAAAUGAAAGACACGGGUACUGGGCUGUGCCGGGGUACUAGGCAGGCAGCAACGUGUUCAUCAUAUUUCCUCGUAUGUCCUCCAUCUUGCCUCAUGGCAUGCAUUCACUAGAUUAAGAAGCUAUGACUGGGCUAUCUGAUGCGUCCGCGUUGCACGUGUGCACCCCCUUGAACAUCCUACUCGCACUGCGUGAUCUAAUCACCCGUGUCGCCUGCAAACGUACUUGAACUGAUGGCCACGGCGCCCCCUCCCAGGAAAGGCUUCCGCGUUCGUGUUGGAACGGGGAUGCGCCGCUCCUCGUCGAACUGGAGUAUCCCGGGGUUGUUAAAUCGCUCAAGUCCAGCAACUCCCAUUUCCCCCGAGCCGGACUUCAUACCUAUCGCAAGAUCCACCUCUCCAAAGCUCAAGCGCGAUGGAUCGACCACGUCCCUGACGCAGGUCGACACUACACAUCCUCCUAGCCAAAGGAAUCUCAGUCCCGUCUCCUCUUCGCACAUGAGCCCAAAGCCAAGUCCGACCUUCCGCUGGGCCCGCGAGCGGGAGAUUGUUGGCAGCACGUACACCUGGAGUAACCCGAGCAGUGAAUUUAACCAAAGCGAGGCGAGCCUGACAACGCCUUCGGAAGACCCGUUCGCAGAUCUAGGUCCGGCUGCUCCGAGCCCCCAUCUUUAUCCCUCUCCACAGCCUGGUGUCAUUUCGUCAUCUAUUGUUGCUGAUGAUUUUGACCCUCGGUCCCCACGAGACGAUAGCACGAUAGCUCCUGCCGAGCUAGUGGCGGUACCACUACCCACCAUUUAUGAAGUCAUGCUUACCCCCUCCGUUCGACAAGUCUCUUCAGGCACUUCGAGUGACGACAGGAGUGCCGACGAGUACUUCGCAAGCAGAGACAUACCACGAGAUACAAACGAGCGUCACCCCUUGAUCCCUCGCCAACGUCACCUGGAUACGUGUCCAUAUGCUAGCUGUGGAUGGAUAGAACAGACGUAUCCUCUCGGCGGGAAAUACUUCGUGAAUCCGCGUAUCCAAGCUACGACCGACAUUGAUCUUCGGAACUUGACCAAGCUAGAAGCGGUCAUGUCAGUCGUGGAGACAGCUGGUAGCGCCCCUGAAGGGUGCGAAAUGUGGGCCAGAGAAGAUCCCACCGUGAAGAGGGAUCGGAGAAGACAGCAGAUGGCUGGAUGGCCCGUUAUCAGUUGGAUAGACCAUCGAAUCCGCAGAGUUUCGAGCGAAGUCCCAGGCGUUGAUGGAAUUAUCUUUUCUGGGGAAGAUGAUAGACUUGAUGACGAGUAUAGAUAUUGGUCGUUCGUGGAGUCUCACCCCGCGCACAUUUCAUUGCCGAGAAGUGCUCGGAAAGAAGCUAUAGAAGCUCUUCAUUGGUCUUACACAGACCUUUUGUUGGCGCAUCCUCAGCUGGUUUCCCCUCCCUUCAGCCAGGACGAAUGCCACAAGUCGUUGGUGCAUCUCAAUGACCCCAGCCUCCGGUCAACUACAACGCACACACAGAUGAUUGCCCGUAUCUUGCUUCGCGUCGUGCACUGGCGUCAAAUGCACUUCCGACCACACAAGCCUCUUCCCCGCGAUGUGCCCAUCAUGCAGCACCCAAAACGAUGCGUCCCCAAGGCUAGUAUGAUGCGGUGUGACGCAUUACUCUGUGCCGAUCGAGUAGUCGCAGCGGCCGAAUUACAUCAAUACAUAAUACGAUUUAACGAGGAUGCGGAGGACAGCUUUUCCCCAUGGUCCACUGCCUUCAAGAAGAACUGUACUGCGCGUUGUCUCGCAAAGGGAGAUGAGGCUGUUGCUGAGGGCAAUUAUGAGGCGGCUAUUAAACUAUAUUCGGCAGGGAUCUCGCUGGACUCCUUAUGCGAGUCCCUCCUUGCGCACCGCAGUAAGGCAAAUCUAGAACGAAAAUUCUAUGCCGAGGCCCUUCAAGACGCGGACAAGGCCACCGAACUCAACUCCUCCUCUUAUCUUGGGUACAAACUGAAGCAUGCAGCGCUUCACGGCUCACAGCGCUAUGAUGAAGCAAUCGAGGCCUUCAAAACCAUGCUCUUGAAGUUGGACGAUGCGCCUGACGUGCAGACACGAAAGCUACGUCAUAAAUAUGUCAGUCCAUCUGCAGUCAAGGACAUUAUUCUACGAGCCAUUCACGCUCAACUGGAAAAUGCCCCGCUUCGUCUACUUAAUACCUCCACCGGGCGUUUAUGCGAUCGAGAGGCACAGAUCAAUGCCUUUAAGGAAAGCACGGAAUACAAAGAGAUUCUGUCUUCGUCGAUGACGCACCUACCUCUCCAAACGGAGCCCAUCGAAGAAGCGGUCGUGAAGUACUUCAGUUGGGUCAUGUUAUCGCAUAAGUGGGAAAGCCAGGAGCCACGGCUGCAUGAUAUCCAGGACAAGAUCGUGUACGAUUUGGAUCCAGUCGGAACUGUAGUGAAGUUGCAGACAUUCUGCAAAAUCACUCAUGAUGCGGGGUAUCGCUGGGCGUGGAGUGAUACAUGCUGCAUUGACCAGACUAACAAUGUCGAGCUCCAACGGUCGGUGAACACCAUGUUUGUCUGGUAUCGCAACUCAGCUCUUACAAUUAUCUACCUGUCGGAUGUUCCGCCCUCAGCGCGGCCAGGCGCACUAGCAAACAGCGUUUGGAAUACGCGAGGAUGGACUGUACAGGAAUUCCUCGCUCCAAACAUCAUCCUCUUCUACCAAAAAGAUUGGACCUUAUAUCUCAACGACACCUCUCCCAACCACAAGAUGUCUGACGCUAUCAUGGCGGAGUUGAAAGAUUCAACAGGUAUAGAUGCACAGUCCCUCAUCGCUUUCCGUCCAGGCAUGACGGAUGCGCGAAAGAAACUACAAUGGUCAUCGACGCGUGCCACGACUUUGCAGGAAGACAUUGCUUACUCAUUGUUUGGCAUUUUCGGCAUCUACCUACCCGUCAUUUAUGGCGAGUCGAAACAAAAUGCACUUGGUCGGCUCUUGCAAGAGAUCAUAGCACAGUCGGGCGACAUCACAGCCCUGGACUGGGUCGGAAAAUCAUCCCAGUUCAAUAGCUGUCUGCCGGCCGAAAUUGCGUCGUACAAACCUCCGCCAUACACAUCACCACCCCUGUCUGAAGAUCAAAUACGGACAUCGGUCUCUUCGCUGCGAGAGAACUCCGCUGUUAUAGAGCUGGCUCUGCCACUGUACACUCAGCUUGCCAACCUGAACCCUCCUCGUUUCGCGAACAGCAGGUUGCGACUGCCUUGUAUCGCAUUCCCCGUCACAGCACUUAGACGAAGGCGUGGUCAAGACCGGGAGAAAUGUUUCAUUCAUGAUGCCAAGGUGGACGGGCUUCACAACCUGGUAAUCACCACCAAAGACAAACUGAUUCAGUUCUGGCCGGCACGGCCCACUCCGCGGACAUUCUUACUUGUCCGUCCGUGGAAUCGCCAUGAUCUCGGGCUGCCUGACUUUGCAGACGAGACGGAGAGCGAUUCUGACCCGCCUCCAUCAGACGAAUGGCUCGGCGGGUAUCAUAGAGAAGAUCAGCUGAUUGAUUCGGAGUCCCACUCACGAGAGUUGAGGUUAGUCGUUCACCUUGGACAGCCUUUUGGCGCACUUUUGUUGGCGCAGCAGCGUGG